CGAGCGUACGCGCCAUUAAAAAUGCCGAAACGCAGUGCACAAGAAAAAUUGGAUAGCUACAAAAGAAAGAUAAGGAAAAUAGAAGAACGAGAAAAGCGUAAAAAAGAAACAUCUCGACGUCGAAUUCGACGUCUCUUAGACUCGUCAGAGGACGAGAACAACGAAGAUACAAAUUACAUGGAAUCUCGAGAUGCGACGGAGCCACAGAUGGGCCUGUUGACUCCACAAGAUGAAGUGAUGGCAGCACCGGUCUCAGAAGUGCUGGAUGUUGUGACGCCCGAGCAAGGCUCGGCGGAGCCCGUCACUGAGCCAACGUCCGAAGUAGCCUUGGACCCUGAAUUGUUAUUCGCCCUAGGUGCUUCCACAUCCGAUACACCAGAAUUUGGUAAUAAUAUUCAUGACAGUUUAAGUAACUUAUGGACCCCAAUAUUAAAGAAAGGACUUCCAAGAGAGGACAAGGACAAGCUUACAAAGGAGUACCUCCUACCCAGUAAUUGUAAAAUGUUACAAGCACCCAAGCUUAAUGCUGAAAUAUCCGCUGCUGUGGCAGAGGUUGUAAGAGGACGUGAUAAAAAGCUAGUCAGAUUCCAACAACAACUCGGUAUAGGUACCGCAGCAAUAAGCAGAGGGAUAGACACUCUGCUUACAUCUAAUGACAAGAUCGUGGCUUUGAAACAAUUAAGUGAUGGUUGCCGUUUUUUAACUGAUUUACAUCAUUUAUUAUCCAAAGACAGGAUUAAGUUGGUCACACCUAGCCUGGAAAAAAAUUUCCUGACAGUCAUUCAAGAUGCUGAAAGGGACGAGACGUUGUUUGGCAGUUCAUUAUCUGAAAAGAUUAAAGCCAGCCAGGCUAUUAGUAGACAAAGCUCUCAAAUAAAGGCUUCGACGAAUCAGAAAGCUGCUGGUAGUGUCGGCUCCACGCAGUCAUCGGCUAAUCGUCCUGUCCCGGGAAAUUGGUCAGGACCUCCUCGUUACCCGUCAAACAGGGGGGGGAGGGGAGGUCAGCGGAGGCCGGCAGCGUCAACACCGCGCCGGACAUACCCCCUAAACCAAGCACAAGCCAAGACUUUCAACCACCAACCCAAGACACGUGCAACUGCACAGUAGCUCAGGGAGUACCAUCCCCUCUACCACAAGCUUACACUGGGUGCCGCGAGACUGUGCGGGCGGCGUUCGCGCGCCGCGGCACGCCACCAGAGGCGCUCGACUUGAUGAUGGCGUCUCUGUCUGACAGCACUGUUAAGCAGUACAAUGUAACCUUAAAGUUAUGGUGGCAGUUUUGUUCGGUUCAUAAUAUUGACGGUUUUAAUUGUUCAGUUCCAUCGGUUUUAUCUUUCUUAACGGAGCAAUUUGCAAAAGGAUGUUCAUAUGGCUCUCUUAACACGUUCAGAUCGGGACCUCAUGAACUGUAUUUGGUAUCCAACGGGGCAAAUCUUCAUGUGGCCACCGAUGGUACAUCACCGCCCCAUAAACCAAAAAACCUGCCAGGCGGGGUGCGCCACCGGUGGACACGGCUAACGAUUACGCGCGAAAUUAUGCAUUCUCUCUCUUUUUAACGGUCAUUGGAAGAUUCCUAUAAUAGGAUAAUUGUUUUGUCUAAAUUAUAAAACAGAUGAUCAGCAAAUCUAGCUCUGAUAAUCAAUCAGAUGACGCUGCAGGUGAAGGUGAGCCGAUUGUUCAACGGAAGCCAAAACAUAAGUUAGAAAAAACCGAAGGAAUGCUUAGAAAUACCCGAAAGAGAUGCAGGCCUUGUUACGAUCGUAUUACAACGGCUGAAUCUGCGGCUAUGGCUAGAAAAAAAUCCAAACGCGUGAAUACUUUUUGCUCUGCAUGUGACAACAAACCAAUGUGUUUGGAUUGUUUCAAUAUGAUUCAUCAAAAAUAAUUUUCUUAUUUACCAUCAAUGUCUUUAUAUUUUUUUUAUGUUUCAUUUAGUUUUUAUAUAAAAAAAACAUUUUUGUGAUCCAGCAGAAAUAAGCUGCAUUUCGUACCAUUUAUCGUGACUGUGCCAUAUUUUGUUCCUAAUAAAUACCAUUUUUCAA
This is a messenger RNA of Pectinophora gossypiella (pink bollworm), 2042 nucleotides long. RefSeq lists its product as uncharacterized. Bases 22 to 1107 code for a protein of 361 amino acids. The transcript is spliced from 3 exons. NCBI's taxonomy places the organism in Eukaryota, Metazoa, Arthropoda, Insecta, Lepidoptera, Gelechiidae. The record is from RefSeq and is a predicted model, not a curated record.